AUGAAGACUAGAUCGAAAAAGGGAUCGUUAGGAUACAUUAAUGACGUAAUAGAUGAUUCCAUUAAAGAUUCAAGAGAUGCAAGAACGUUUUUAUCCGAUAAGUUAAGGUUAUUUGUAAUGGGCCAUGCCGAUAAGCGAAAUCAUGACCACAUGGAAGAUUCUCAAGAUCAUAAAGAGCCUUGUGAAUCAAAUUCCGAUGAUGAGUAUUAG
Messenger RNA from Funneliformis geosporum, 210 nucleotides. NCBI's taxonomy places the organism in Eukaryota, Fungi, Glomeromycota, Glomeromycetes, Glomerales, Glomeraceae. The record is from the annotation of a GenBank genome assembly.